UUGGUCGGUGGCGUGUGACGAUCCCGGCAGUUGUUGAUUCUUUUGCCGGGUGCAUGUUGUAGCCCUGAAUCCACAAUAUGGACCAAAAUAACGAAGGAAACCUGUCCCAUGUCCAGCGUGUUGUGCUGGUGCUGUCAGGGAAGGGCGGUGUGGGAAAGAGCACCAUCACCACAGAGUUAGCUCUGGCUCUCCGGCACGCUGGAAAGAAGGUUGGCAUCCUGGACGUUGACCUGUGUGGGCCCAGCAUUCCUCGCAUGCUGAAUGUAGGCCAGACCGACGUGCACCAGUGUGACUCAGGCUGGGUGCCGGUUUACACUGAUGCCCAGAAGAGUCUCGCCCUCAUGUCCAUAGGCUUCCUGCUGGAGGACCCAGAUGACGCAGUGGUGUGGAGGGGGCCCAAGAAAACAGCUAUGAUCGGCCAGUUUGUGUCAGAUGUAGCGUGGGGAGAGCUGGACGUGCUGCUGGUGGACACGCCACCUGGGACGUCUGACGAGCAUUUGGCUGUGCUGGAAAAUCUUAAAAAACACCGAGUGGACGGAGCCGUUUUGGUCACGACACCUCAGGCAGUAUCGACCGGCGAUGUGAGAAGAGAGAUCACCUUCUGUAAGAAGACAGGAGUGAAGAUCCUGGGCAUUAUAGAGAACAUGAGCGGCUUUGUUUGUCCACACUGCUCUGAAUGCAGCAACAUAUUCUCAAAGGGUGGAGGAGAGGAGCUGGCCAAACUGACCGGAUCAGUAUUCCUAGGCUCUGUGCCCUUGGACCCUCUUCUCAGCACCAGCAUAGAAGAAGGCAAAGACUUCAUACAGUCGUUUCCUGACAGUGCCACCUUCAGCGCCAUUAGCAGCAUUUCUCAGACUCUGCUCAGCAGCCUCCAAACAGCUUGAGUCAGGAUUUUUUUUUCUACUCAAAGUUGUGCUUGUACCAUAAUGCAGAACUGUCACUUUUGUAGAUGUCGCAUUUUUACCUGUAUAGAUAAACAUGAUAUGAAACAUUUCCUGUCGUCACAGCUUUUGUUAUUUAAAAUGUGUCUGCUCGCGUCACAACACGGACUGUGUGCAGUCAUCUCUUACUGCUGCAGUUGCAGAUCUCGUGGUGUGAAGAUUGUCAGCUCUCGCCGCAGAAUGGAACAGGGAGAGAGGAACAGAGUCAAACUCAGCUAAUCUUUGGUUUUUUUUGUAUGUAAUUUUGCAACAAAACGGUAAGUCAUGCUGCGUGCAUGAGAUUGGCUGCAUCACAGUAACAUAUGCAGCACUGAAGACAGUAGACUUUGUGUUUAGAGGCCAGUCAAAUCUAAGUUGGAAUCUUCUUUAAUUCAGUUGUGAAAACAUUCACGUCGACACAUCAGGAUAACUUCAAUACCAGUGAUAAUACAGGAUUGUAGAUUGGCGCUUCAGUAAAAUGCGUCAGCAGCAGUUCCAUUUUCAGAAAAUGAACUCCAGAUCAAAUUGGACCAGUCCUGGUAUGAAACUAGGCCAAACUUGCAUACUAAUCUCCCUGGAUUCCUACUGCAUGCUACAAACGAUAUGUUCUGUAGUGUCAAAUUGUUUUGGAGGGCAUAUGUGACAGAAAACUUUCUUUUUUUUUUUUGGAUCUGGAUUAAAUCUUCUGAAACUAGCCUGCUCCUCA
This is a messenger RNA of Stegastes partitus (bicolor damselfish), 1626 nucleotides long. It is a transcript of the gene nubp2, whose product is annotated as nucleotide binding protein 2 (MinD homolog, E. coli). The coding region runs from base 78 to 884 and encodes 268 amino acids. Lineage: Eukaryota; Metazoa; Chordata; Actinopteri; Pomacentridae. Gene Ontology annotation, biological process: iron-sulfur cluster assembly. The record is from RefSeq and is a predicted model, not a curated record. Gene Ontology annotation, cellular component: cytosol. The transcript is spliced from 7 exons. Gene Ontology annotation, molecular function: ATP-dependent FeS chaperone activity; ATP binding; 4 iron, 4 sulfur cluster binding.